Messenger RNA from Camelina sativa (false flax), 2794 nucleotides. RefSeq lists its product as uncharacterized. The record is from RefSeq and is a predicted model, not a curated record. NCBI's taxonomy places the organism in Eukaryota, Viridiplantae, Streptophyta, Magnoliopsida, Brassicales, Brassicaceae.
GCAAGCAAGCGGCGUGAGGGGUAGGCCUAAAUCUAAUGGUUAGACUCUGAAAUUAGCUUUUUUUUGGUUCAGCUGCCGUCUCCUCUAUCGCUUUCAGCUCCAUUAAUUAUAUAUAUAAAAAUUGAAUUAUUCAUUCAUAAAAAAGCUGUAAAAGAAUAAAUACACGUAAAAGCGCCAUUGUAGAGAGAGAAACUCUAGAAGCGGGAAACUCUGAAACAUCUUUUCUCACUCAUCAUCUCUAUCAUCUCCUCUGGUUGGUCGUUCUCUUCUCAAGACUUUGUAUGAUUCCAUGGAGGUUGAACACCGAGGAUUCUCCAUCAGAGAGUACACGCGUAACGUAAGGAGUGUUCAAGUACGAAAAUGUUGGCCCUUCUCCGGAGAUAUCACCGGUGAUCUUAUUCAUUCCCUUCUUCCUCCCAUCACCGUUUCCAAGUUCCGGUGGUGGUCGCAUGAGCUAGCCUCGCUGCUUACGAAAUCUCCUCCGGUUGCCCUGGAUGAUGAUGAUUCCGAUCCUGUCUCUCGUCGUACGGCCAAUGCUAAGUCUAAACCGUGUAAGAAGCGCUCCAUCGUCGAGAUUUGCGCGGCGGCGCCGAAGAUUCAGUUACCGCUCAGCGAUGAUGAUUCCGACGACGUCUUAAUCGGUUCAAAGAGAAAGAGAAGGAGAGAAGAUCUUGUGGUGCAGACGAAGAAGACGAUUCAAAACAACAAGUCCAAAGAUUCCGGUGAUCGGAAUUUUGUUAACAAGGUUGAUAAAUGUAAAGAAGAAAGCUCUGGUGUUAUACCUCGUACGAGCAACGAGGCUGGAUCAGUCAGUGAAGAUCAUGGUUCUGAGUUUCAGAUUCCUGCAAUUUUGAUGGCUAAACGAAAAGGUAGUUUUGUGACUAGUCCUGAUAAGUCGAAAACUCAGUGUGAGAGGCAUCAUCAUGUGUUGUUCUCUGAUCAAUGUGGAAGUCCUACUCAAUUGAAGGAAAUUGCUGCCUCUUUGGAACUCUGCUGCUUGGAAAUGAAUAAGUUGAGUCUCUCUUCCUCCGAGGAUCAGUCAUCUGUAGCUGACAAGCAACCGAAGGUUAUGUCGAAUGAUCAGAACAGUGCCGUUAUGCAUCUAAAAUCUAGGCAACAAGUCAAGUUUCAUCAGCCUGCGGUUUCAGAAAGAAAACCAAGUCAUGCUCAAGCAAAAUCUGACUUUUCUUGUUUUCUUGGACUACAUCUUAGUUCACAUGAAAGAGUAAAGGAUGCAUUGGAUGUGGAGAGAGAGGGACAUUUGGUUCAACCUAUUCAGUCGUUUAUCUCUACUGCGAGUGAGAGUCCGUACAGAAGUUGUUCUGCUUUUUCACCAAAACCUGCAUCAGCUGAUUUGCAUUGCGGGACAUUGCCUUACCAAUCACCUUUUGAUCCACUUCUAGUUGAAUGGAUGCAAAAUUCAGUUAUAUAUAAUAGGCAAAGGCAUGUGGGAGAGGCGAUCUUAGGGUUCCCUCUAAAUUUACAAGGUGACCUAGUUGAUGCAACUGGAGAGAGUUGUAGAAGUUUUGAUCGGUCUGGUUUAUGUACUGGUUCCUCUAAAUCUGGAACAACAGAAAAUGAUCUUUUACUGGCAAAUGUAAUGGACUUUUCCAGUGAAAAGAAGCAUUUAACUGAGCCAGAACUUGCCAAAGACAGUGUAGUGCAUAACGAGAAACGCCACAAGUACUUUCCUGCUAGGUUAGGCCUUGAUGAGACCUUUACAGAAAAAGCAUAUUUCACAAACACUGAUGAUAAAGAGUGCGGUCACACUGUACAUUCACCGGUUUCUGAAGUCAAUCCGAGGAGCCACGCAAUCGAUAUGUGGAAGCAGAAUAGUCUGCAUCGGAACCUAGAUAACAGAAAUAUGAUUUCAAAGCGUGAUGGUUUGUGUUUACAAAACUCUCAAGCAACAAUGCGGCUGAUGGGUAAAGAUGUUUCUGUCGGAACAAGUUACUCAGGUACGGUUAGAACAGGCGAGAGGAUCAUUGCACCGGAUGCUUCUACAGUUUACUCCUCUCUUGGGAGCCAUACUCACCAGAGCUUGCUAUGGCGUAGGACAACACUUGAAGUUUCACAAAAUUAUUCAACCACAACGCUGGAGAAGAGUUGGAGCCAAGCUUUGCUACAUGAUAUUUCAAAGGAUCUCUUUCCUUUGUCUUGUGAAACACAUGUCAGCUUGGCUUCUCAAUCAAGAACAGAUGUUGUUCCAAAUUCAGGGUUUCCUCCCACAAUUAUGAAUCCAUGUUGCUCCCUCGCGUCUUUUCCAUGGUCUGAUAGGGAUCUCAGCGUCCACGGAUAUGGUUUAGGGGAACCAAACAGUUUCACAUUCAGCCAGCAACAACUACCUUUUCCAUCUAUUUACAACAAUGUGGAUAUUGGUCUCCAACAUGAUGCUAGAAAACCACCUUUUGGAUUGCCUUUCUCCUGCGCGGAUUCUACUAGACGGUCACAGGCUCCUUGGCCUCAAAGUUCAUUUGAGAGCUCUGGUUCUGGCAUGUCUUUCAUCAAUCCCAUUGAGCAACAACAAGUGUCCUUCUAUGGGUCCAAGUCAUCUACUUAUAUAAACGGUAAUGGAACAACAAAUAAGCGGGUAGCGUCAUCUGUAGAGGAAUUUCCAAUGAAGAACCAUAAAUUCCCCAAGUUGCCAAUGCAAGGUGGCUUAAACUACGGGAAAGAGUUUUUUUGCUGGCCAUCAAAUUAGAAAAUCACAAUUCUAAAAGUCUAAGAGGUAAACAAAAUAACCUUCUUAUUGGUUUAGCCAUCCCUGGUAUGUUUUGCAUCUAUAAUUGUGUGU